Molecule: messenger RNA, 3043 nt
Organism: Paramormyrops kingsleyae
Lineage: Eukaryota; Metazoa; Chordata; Actinopteri; Osteoglossiformes; Mormyridae
Source: RefSeq, a predicted model, not a curated record
AGUUAGACUAUAAACAACAAAUAGGUAGCAUUGAUUAAGAGACACACCAGGGCCAGAUUGACAUCAACCAAAACAACAUAAAAUAAAUAUAAAAGAAAAUCACAAAAAGUCAAGAGUAGUCUGAGAAGGCCAGAGUGAAGAGGUGAGUUUUGAGCAUGGAUUUGAAUAUGGAGAGUGAAGUGCAUGUACGUAGUGCAAGUGGGAGGGUGUUCCAGAGUUUAGGGCCAGCCACACUAAAUGCCCUGUCACCCAUGGAACAGAGAUGAGCAGAGGGGGUGGAUAGAAGGUGUGCAUCAGUAGAGCGUAAGGUGUGGGUGGGUUUGUAUAAGGUGAGAAGAUCGGCAAGGUAGCUGGUGCUAGGUUGUCCUGGGCUUUGUAGAUGAGCAGAAGGAUUUUGAACUGAAUCCAAGAUUGUACUGGAAGCCAGUGUAACUGAUGGAGGAUAAGAGUGAUAUGUUGCCAUGGUCUUAUAUGGGUGAGAAGUCUAGCUGCAGAGUUUUGGAUAUGUUGUAGUCUGUUUAAUGAUUUUGCUGGGAGACCAAUAAGGAGGGAAUUACAGUAAUCGAGUCUGGAGGUUAUGAAGGCAUGAAUGAGGGUCUCAGCAGUAGCAAAGUUGAGUGAGGGGCGGAGUUUGGAGAUGGUUUUUAGAUGAAAAUAAGCCGUUCUGGAGACAAGUUUUAUACGGGAAUCAAAAGACAGUGAAGAAUCAAAGAUGACACCUAGGUUAUUAACUUCAGAGGUAGCAGUGGUGAAAUAGCCAGGUAUGGAAAAAUGUGACUGAUUUAUCUUCUUCAGCAGUGUUGGUGUGGCAAUAAGAAUGGCUUCAGUCUUGUCAUGGUUGAGUUUGAGAAAUUUGUGUGCCAUCCAGUUACUAAUGUCAUUGAGGCAAGUGACCAGAUUCGAGGGAGGGAGUGGAUGGGAGAAAUGUAGGUGUGAAUGUAAAUUUGUGUGUCAUUGGCAUACAAAUGGAAAUUUAAGCCGUAAUGACGGAGAAUGUGACCAAGAGGGAGGAGGUAGAUGAUGAAGAGCAGGGGGCCAAGGACAGAACCUUGUGGGACACCAUGUGAGAGGGGAGCACUAGGGGACCUGAAAUCACCAAUAGAGACAAACUGUUCCCUACCCGUGAGAUAUGAUGUAAACUAAGCAAGUGCAGUGCCUGAAAUGCCCAACAGUGCCUCCAGCCGGGUGAGCAGUGUGUUGUGGCAGACCGUGUCAAAAGCAGCUGUGAGGUCUAAAAGCAGGAGAAUACUGACAUGGCCCGAGUCAGCAGUAAUGAGCAGGUCAUUUACGACCUUGACCAGGGCCGUCUCAGUGCUGUGCUUUGUCCUGAAUCCAGACUGAAACUCCUCCCAUAGGCUGCAAGAGGUCAGGUGAUCUUGAAGCUGUGUACUAACACUGAUUAUGCUACUGUUCUCAAAACAUGCUUCUUAAGUUUACAUGCUUCACAUUAUUAAGCUCAAAUUAGUACAUGCAUGAUUCUCCCCUUCCAGUUUCUCAUACCUCUGCCCAUUAACACCGGGGCACCCCACCCCUCACAUACUCGUUUUUUUCCUGUCUAGCUACCAGAUUUAUUCUGUCUUUCCUUCCUCUAACCAUACAGAAUGUUCCCCACUCAAGUGCACACCCAUCCAUCCACAAGAACAAGCAAUAUCUUCUAUGCCUAACGCUCAAGAGAGUACAGCAAUCUCACAAUGCAGCUAACUUUCAAUUUCUAUUCCAUAAGAGGAACCUUGAUAAACACUUUCAGGGUGGGGAUCUAUUUUGCAAUAUACUGUAUACAAUGGCAUGCAGCUUUGCAUGAUGGGAAAUGUCAAUGUCACUGCAGGAACAGGUUAAUACCUUUGACGCAUAUAAUCUAACGGCAGGAGAUCAGCUGCAGACACUUCAGCUACAACUGUAUCAGGAGACCUGAGUUAUAGGCACUCAGUGCAAAGCAUCUUCUGACACCGACCUAUAAGAAAGCAUGGCUGCACGUGCUGAAGUAAGAAUUGUGCUUUUGGGAAAAACAGGAUCUGGGAAGAGCAGCGCAGGAAAUGUUAUCCUGGGGGAAGAGAAGUUUGACGUUUCCUCUGAUCCUAUCAGUGAAACAAUAGACUGUCAAACAGAAGAGGGAAACAUAAAUGGCUGGAAAUUUACAGUAACUGACACACCAGGGAUCUUUGACACUGGCAGGUCUGAUAAGGAUCUGAAGUAUUCCAUAAUAUCCUGUCUCACUGAAUGUGCUCCUGGUCCACAUGCCUUCAUCUUAGUGCUGGAAGUGGGAAGACACACCAAAGAGGAUGAAGACACUGUGAGGAAGAUACUGAAGUGGUUUGGGGAGGAAGCCCUGAAGCACACAGUCAUCCUCUUCACACGUGGUGAUGAGCUUAAAGAAAACCAGACCAUUACAGAGUAUGUAAAGAUAAAAAAGGAUCUGAAGGAUCUUGUUGAUAAGUGUGAAGGUCGAGUCCAUGUCAUUGACUCUCAGCAGUGGAACAAAAAUGAUGAUAAAAAUGCUCAAUCUGCAGACCUUCUGGAACAACUAAAGAAAAUGAUGAUAGAAAAGAGAGAAGCUGGGGAUUCACAGGCUGUACAGACACUGGAAGAACUGAACAACAGGCUCUUAGAACCAAGAUCAUCAACACCUGAUCAUGAACCGGGCCAAGGGUCUGAAAGAUCUACAAGUUCUGGAGGAAACCUGGAUGAAUCAGAGUACAGGAGCAACAGCUUUCAGAUUAAACAGCUGCUGACAACUAUAGAGAACAUGGUGAGAGACAACAGAGGCAGUCAUUACACAAAUAAAUCACUCCAGGUAAUAGCAGAAGCUAUAGAGAUGGAGGUGAAAAGGAUAAAAGAAGAGAUGGAGGAGAGAAGAGAGAAAGCAGAGGAGUCUGAGAUCAGGAGACGAGCAAGAGAGAGAGUGAGGACCAAGUCUCUGAGAUUUGUGGCAGGAGUGACUACUGGGGCUUUACUGGGGGCUCUGCUGGGUGUGGGUGUAGGAUUAUCACUGCCAGCUAUAUUGGCAGCUGGACUCCUGGUGGGAGCAGUAGCCAGAGGUUAUGGA